AAGAAAAAUGACUGACGAACAUCACUUUAUACUAAGGAAUGAUUCAUGAGCACUUUCAGUGGACAUAUGAAUAGGUGAUAAGUCUAAAAUAAGUAUAUAUUAUUAGUAGUCAAAAUUGGCUGUCGAGUAUUUAUUCAGUUAUACAAUGAUUACAUGAAUUAAAUGCCACAACACUUUCAAUGAAUUACUUAUUCAAAAAAGGGAUGGCGAGAAGCUCACGAAAUACCAAUUUGGCGUCUAUAAAAGGACUUCUUUGUGGUAAGGACUCACAUUGAAAACUGAGCAUGUUGCUGCGAGCAACUCAACUUAUUUCGCCCUCAAAUGCGGCUGAGGGUAAAUUGGGAUCCAUCGAGUUGAAUUUGCGGUUGGCCCAUUUGGUCGGUUUGCCUUUGCUAGGUCUGAAGAAUGAGACGCGUAUCGAAAGGAUAUUGGUGACAUUAAAUGGAGCAUUAAUACUUUUUGGGCUCUAUUUGUAUGUGAUUUUUGAGAUAUACGAUCUCUCUCUGAACUUCCAGGAUCUCGAUAAAGUUACACAGAAUCUUGUUAUGACAUUAACACAUUCCGCCUAUUUGUUAAAGACUAUCAACAUCUGGUAUCACUAUGGAAGUCUAAAGGACAUUAUGAGCAGAUUAAAAGUCAUCACUCGCGCCUGUGUUUUAUCCGCGAAGCAGGUGGAAACAUUUCAUAAGGCUGAAAUGGAAGGCAAGUUGGUGCUCCUCUUGUAUUUUCUGCUGGUGUUAGUAUCGGGUACUUUGGGAUUAGUUUCGAUUCUUACUUUUCCAGGUGAUUUCGAGGGAAGUCGAUUUCCGUAUUCGGCGAAAUUACCCAACUUUCUAAGCCCGUUAAUAAAACAUUUAUAUAUGGGACUAAGUGUUGCGAUCUUGGCAUUGGCCGUUUCCCAAAUUGAUUGUCUCACCGUGUUGAUAAUGAAUCAGAUAUGUAUGCAUCUGAAGGUCCUAAACUUGGCCUUUGAGGAACUCUAUGCACCGUCGGACCAGAAACUUAAAGUGGAUCCAUAUAACUGGCUGCUGUCGAUCGUCAAAUAUCACUGCGAAUUGAUUGAACUCCGUCAGAAAGUGGAGCUUAUCUUUAAAAUGCCAGUCUUGCUACAAUUUGUCAGCUCUUUGGUGAUUGUUGCCAUGACAGCAUUUCAAGUGAUCGUUGGAGAUGGUUCGAAAAGUUCAAUUCUAAUGGACUUUUUGCUAUGUUGUGUGCUCUGUCAGCUCUUCGUUUAUUGUUGGUUUGGCAAUGAGGUCUACGAGCAGAGCAAAACACUUUCAACGUCUGGCUUUGGCUGCAGUUGGCAUGACUUUGAUGGCAAAUGUAAAAAACUUCUGCUGAUCUUCAUGAUAAAUGCAGAUCGUCCAUUCCUGUUCACGGCUGGAGGAUUCAUGGGUCUUACAUUACCCAGCUUCACAUACAUCAUGGGCAAGUCGUAUUCCAUUGUUGCGGUGCUCAGGCAAAUGUACAGCCGAAGCUAAAAUCUGUCAGUCAAAUAUGAACAUAUAAAUUUCGUUUAACGUUUCGCCUACGCCCCUCGAUUAUUGUA
Messenger RNA from Drosophila albomicans, 1549 nucleotides. Its product is annotated as odorant receptor 94b-like. Gene Ontology annotation, molecular function: olfactory receptor activity; odorant binding. Lineage: Eukaryota; Metazoa; Arthropoda; Insecta; Diptera; Drosophilidae. Gene Ontology annotation, biological process: sensory perception of smell; detection of chemical stimulus involved in sensory perception of smell. The record is from RefSeq and is a predicted model, not a curated record. Gene Ontology annotation, cellular component: plasma membrane. The transcript is spliced from 5 exons. The coding region runs from base 285 to 1481 and encodes 398 amino acids.